This is a messenger RNA of Phacochoerus africanus (Common warthog), 1990 nucleotides long. It is a transcript of the gene SAMD10, whose product is annotated as sterile alpha motif domain containing 10. Gene Ontology annotation, cellular component: cytoplasmic side of plasma membrane. Gene Ontology annotation, biological process: cell surface receptor protein tyrosine kinase signaling pathway. NCBI's taxonomy places the organism in Eukaryota, Metazoa, Chordata, Mammalia, Artiodactyla, Suidae. The record is from RefSeq and is a predicted model, not a curated record. Bases 64 to 672 code for a protein of 202 amino acids. The transcript has 5 exons. Gene Ontology annotation, molecular function: protein binding.
GCCACACGGGCCGCCCUGCGCCCGGCGAGGGGCGUGUGCACAGGCGGGGGACCCGCGGGCCCCAUGUUCACAGAGCUGAGGACCAAGCUGAGCCCCCCGCGAGGCCGCUCCGGGGCUGUGCGCGCCGGCUUCGGGGAGCGCCGCGAUGUGGACGCUGCAGCCCACUUCAGCUUCUGCCGGACCCUCCUGGAGCACACGGUGUCAGCCGAGAGCAUCCCCUGCCACCUGCCCCGGACACCAGGCACCAGCCUCACGUGGCACGAUUCCCGUAGCCAGAGGGCAGCCAGUGGCCGGCCGGUCAAGCUCCUACAGCAGCCUGGCACAGAGGCCCCUCAGGGCCGGCUGUACUCUGACCACUACGGCCUCUACCACACCAGUCCCUCCCUGGGUGGCCUGACGAGGCCUGUGGUCCUAUGGAGUCAGCAGGACGUCUGCAAGUGGCUCAAGAAGCACUGUCCCCACAACUACCUCGUCUACGUGGAGGCCUUCUCCCAGCACGCCAUCACCGGCCGGGCGCUGCUGCGGCUGAAUGCAGAGAAGUUACAACGGAUGGGGCUGGCGCAGGAGGCGCAGCGGCAGGAGGUGCUGCAGCAGGUGCUGCGCCUGCAGGUGCGCGAGGAGGGGCGGAGCCUGCAGCUGCUCAGCCAAGCUUCCUUCGGAAACAUGUCCUAGCUGCUGCCUGAGGCUUGAACCCCAGACCUCAGCACUGUGACCGGAGCCCCUGACAAGGACGAGGCAGGGCUGGCCGCACAGCCCCUUUCGGACCCUGCAAGAGGCCCCAGGGGCCGAGCCCAGCCCAAUGGACAGGUGGGACCAGGCUUGCCACCUCUGGUUAUACACUCCAGGCUGUGCCUGGGAUCGGGCAGGCGGGCACUGCUGUGGCCCUUCCUCCCAGGACCUGAGCCAAGGCCCACCCCCUGGUGCUGCUGGCAGCCACCUGGAGCCACUAUUGGUUUGCCCUCCGCCCCCCAGGCUCCCAGGGAGUCUGCUUAUUUAUAGUCCCUUCACCCAGGUUGAUGUUCGCCCUCCAUCACCUGCAGUCGUGAGUCUUCUGGACACCCUGCCCCCUCCCAGGCCAGAGGUCUGCCCCAGCCCUGUUUGCCUGCUCCCCCAGCACCCCUAGGGCUGCCUACACAGGUGGGGUGAACUGCCAGGCUCCCUGUGGCAUGUCUCUGCCCAGACAAUGGUCAUUGGUAUUGGCCCACCGGGCACCGUGCCAAGUGCUUUCACUCAUUUUUGAAACCCUCACCACGCCCCCGUCUGUUCACGGGCACUGGGACACGCGCCCAAGACCUGACUGGCACAACGAGGACCCCACACCCAGCACUCAGCACCGGGCUCAGGCUCAGCCCCGUCCUGGCCUCAAGUUUAGGGAUGUCUCUCACCUCCCAGGGUCAUGGAGACCCCCAUCUCGGCUUGGCCAUGGCCGGGCAUUCCCAGUGCCCCUUUCCGAGGAAAACCCGGACGCACACGGAACUGUGCCGACGGCUGCACCUUCCACUCGGUGGGCCAGAGGGCCCUGGGUUUGGGACUGGUGCUGCCCGGCAGAGGGACAGCUAGGAUGGUGCCGGCAGCCCCGUGCUCUUGCUCCUCUGCCCGUCGUGCACUCCCCUAGGGGACUCUGAAAAUCACAAGGAGCAGGGAUGGCGGCGAGAGGCUGAAUCCCCAGCCCCUGCUCUGUGUCCUGAGCUGGCCUCAGGAUGGGAGGCUGGUUGUUGCAGGUCCCAUAUGGAAUUUGAACUGGCCUGGUGCCCCUUGUCCCGUGUGUCCCCUGUGGAAGCCCCUCAUCCUGCCUGGCUGUCUUGAGUAUCCCUGGCCGCUUCAUGCCAUCAUGACGUCACCCUUUCCAAGGAGCCGUUCCAUCUCUCUCCCUUUCCCUCCUGGUCUUGCCCCCCCCCAACCCUGCUGUGCUCCUGUCUCGUCUUCCUUGUUUUGCGCUAACUUUUUUAUAUUCUGACAAAAGGCCAGAAAUAAACUUGGUUCUCAAGUG